ACAGCAUCAUUAUGUUCAAAGCAUAUAAAAAGCAGUUUGGGCUCCCAUCGACAAACUGUGAACAGUGAUUGAGUCUGGCUUGUGGAGUUGGUGGGUCGGUGAAUCAACUUUAUUGAAAAUGAGAUACAUUAACCUUGCAGUGUGUUUUCUGGGCGUAGUGGUUUCGGCGCAGAAAUGUACGGAAAAGAGGUUUCCCUACCUGAUGUCAACAUUUGCAGACGCCAAACCGGAAACGACGGGUGGAAUUUGGUAUCGCUACCGUUCUCUUGACGCCAGCAGAAAACCGGUAACCAACGUCCGCGUGAACGUCACGCUUAUCGGACCCACCACGACUCCGCUAACCAACGAUCCCGCUCAGGCCUACUGGACCACGACGGCUUAUAAAGCCGAUGAUGGCAAAUGCCACGCCGAUUAUUAUAUGGCCAUGUACUCCAAUUCCGGCCGAAAGGUUGGAUAUGGUCUUUCCUCGGUCGAUGACUCCCUUAUUCAUCCUCAGAACUAUGCGUUGAUCUACACCGACAACAAAGAGCUCUCGAUCGAAUAUGGGUGCUUCAAGAAGAACAACAAGGACGUCGUGGCGUCGACUUGCGACCAGCCGGUCAUCCACGUGGACACCCGCAUCAAACCGGAAGACCUGACCGCGCAGAAGCAGGCCGACUUCGACAAACUCAUCGACGUCAUGUUCUCGCUAAACUGCAUUAAAGCCACUGAUAUCCCCAAAGUUGAGUACAAGCCGGAGUCCUUCUGCGACUUUACGCCGGCUCCCGACUGCACGACGCGAAUGGUCAAAGGACUGGCUGAGAUCACUGUUAAGCCCAACGCCAAAAAGGUCACGGCGGCGACUAACAGCAAGUGCAAGUGGCCGCUGGUCAUUCCCGGCGAAAAGAAGCACGAGCCGAAAAAGGUUGUUGGACUGUGGCAUCUCUAUCGCAAAUUGUACCCCGGCGAGCAAGACACAAUUAACCAGGUGUACAACGUGACCGAUAUCGGUUUGGGCGAACUGCCGCUCAGUGCGAUUGCCGCUCAGUGGCAGUGGCUUCAGUAUUCCAAGUACUACGACGAAAAGGACACCGCCUGCAGUAGCGGUUUUUGGAUGGGCGCUGUGGGCGCCAACGGGGCCCAGAUUGGGUUUGACGUUACGAACACCGGCGAACCCAUGCCCGUUUUGAACAACAUGAAUGGUUUAUACUACGACAACGAUUUCGCGCUGGAUUAUGGCUGCGUUGUGCCCAACACAAAAACCGGCGUGUGUGAAAAGCCUUUCGUCUACGUCAGCACGCGCACCCGACCGACCAAAUUGAAGCAAGCCGAUAGGGACAAAUUUGACAAGAUCAUUGAUGGUUUCUUCAACAAGUACGGCUGCAGUGUCAAAGAUGUGCCCCUGAUUAAAUUCAUCGAUUCCAAACCAGCCUGCGAAUUUGCCGAACCCACAGCAUGCAUUGCCAAGGCCGUCGAGGGUCUCAAACGAGCCACCUUGGUCUGAACGGGCACUGAAGGAUGAUAACUAGUUUAGGGCAAGUCUUAGUGAUCAUGGUGUGCCCUUUGUCAGUUUCCAGUUUCUUGUGGUGGGAGAGUUUCGAACAAUAUUUUCGUUAAUGUGACACACGCAAUUCGAUGCCGGUACUUAUGUUGGCGCAGAGUUGUUUUGAAAACCUACGAAAUAAACUGGAACAGGUUG
Molecule: messenger RNA, 1678 nt
Organism: Paramacrobiotus metropolitanus
Lineage: Eukaryota; Metazoa; Tardigrada; Eutardigrada; Parachela; Macrobiotidae
Exons: 6
Coding region: 119-1483 (454 amino acids)
Source: RefSeq, a predicted model, not a curated record